AUGUCGUGGUUCCUGCGCGGAGUCCAGAGCGCCGUCUUCCACUACGCCUCGUGUGCGCCCUGCACCGGCUACGCGGACGGCAGGAAACGGCAGCGAGAGGCCAAGCGCGCGCGCAAGGAGCGCGAGAAGCUGGUGCUGGAGCAGCCCGAGACGUACUACCACCCGGAGCCCACGGGCACGAACCCCUUCUGGGGCGAGGAGAUUGCGCUGGGCCCAGGGCCGCCGCCGCGACGUGCGCGCAGGACCAACACGCCCAAGGCCGACGCCCCGCGCGCCCUCAUCAGCCAGCACGGCAGCAGCGGCGACGGCGACGGCGACGGAGCCAAGCCGCAGCGCCUCAGCGACGACACCAUCGAGGACGACACGUGGAACCUCAAGCGCUACCAGCGGGAGGACGAGGACCUGUGGGGGCUCGACGCCGCGCCCCUGCCCGUCCGCCUGCAGCCCACGACCUCGAGCUCCUCGUCGAGCGGACUGGGCAGCGUGCUGGGCUACCGCGCCAGCCGCCCGCCCACCUCGCGCUCGGGCAGCUACUACUCGGCGCGCGCCCCGCCCGUCAACGACCUGCACCCGCCCGUCGUCAGCCUGCCGUCUCCCGAGGCCGCCGACAACCGCUGGAUGCUGCAGCCCCCGCCCACGGCGAGCGUCAUGUCCGGCAAGGCCCGCGCAACCCACCGCAGCCGCAGUGGCAGCGGCGCCAGCAGCCGCGUCGAGCUCAGUCUGCAGCGCCAGCUCAGCACCCGCCAGCUCAUGCACCGCCUCGACCGCAGCCACACGCAGGAGCUGGCCCCCAUGGCCCAAAUGGCCCUCGUGACCCCCCACGGCUCCUACACCGACCUCGUCUCCACCCAGCGCCGCAACCGAAGCAGGACGCCCCAGGCCCGGGCCCCCUCGUCCACCCGCUCGAGACGCCAGAAGCGCCGCGACACGGCCAUGGCCCUGAACAGGACCGACACGUCUGAAUCCCACAAGUCCCACAAGUCCCACAAGUCCCACAAGUCCCACAAGUCGCACAGGUCCCACAGCUCGUCGCGCGACCCCUCCCUAAGAGGCCGCACCACACCCCCCACCACCACCUCACGCUCCGUCUCGCUGCGCCAGAGCCGGCCCGUCCUCUCCACCGUCGUCUCCAGCGGCUCGGCCGAGCACGCCUACCCAUCCCACCCGCAGAGCAGCGACGAGAACGCGCUGCCCGAGAAGCCCAGCCCGGCCCACUACCGCUACACAAUGCACGCGUCCGACCGCUACACGACACACCCGUCCGACCGCUACACGACACACCCGUCCGACCGCUACACGACACACCCGUCCGACCGCUACACGACACACCCGUCCGACCGCUACACGACACACUUGUCCGACUCCCUCCCCGCCCCGCGCAACCAGUCCCGCCGCGCCCCCCUCAACUCGUCCGACCUCUCCUCCCUCAACUGCCUCCAAGACACCGUCUCGCCCCGCGCCCUGCUCACCUCGCGCUUCGUCUCGGCCCCGCUCGUCGAAGCCAAGAUCCGCCUCCCCCCCUCGCACGACGACCUGGCCGCCAGCGCCCGCGACGAGUGGAACGGCAGUGGCCGCGGCCGUGGUGGUGUUUUUGGCGUCGAGCCCAUGCGCGCCCCCUUUGACAGCCGCGGUGUUGUCGAGAGGGAUCCGAGGCUGCGCUGGAGUGUGGACUUUUGA
Molecule: messenger RNA, 1677 nt
Organism: Ascochyta rabiei
Lineage: Eukaryota; Fungi; Ascomycota; Dothideomycetes; Pleosporales; Didymellaceae
Exons: 2
Coding region: 1-1677 (558 amino acids)
Source: RefSeq, a predicted model, not a curated record